Postia placenta MAD-698-R-SB12 is the source of this 546-nucleotide messenger RNA. RefSeq lists its product as hypothetical. Gene Ontology annotation, molecular function: protein kinase activity. NCBI's taxonomy places the organism in Eukaryota, Fungi, Basidiomycota, Agaricomycetes, Polyporales, Adustoporiaceae. The record is from RefSeq and is a predicted model, not a curated record. Gene Ontology annotation, biological process: protein phosphorylation. The transcript has a single exon. The annotation marks the transcript as partial.
ACUGAGGCCGCUACAUUGCGCUUUAUCGCCCGGCACACUACGAUCCCAGUCCCCAAAGUCCGCCGUGUUUUCUGCUCGAACGGCCGCAGGUACAUCCUGAUGGACUUCGUGCGCAACUGUGUGCAGAUGGACGUUGCGUGGCGUCGAUGGCCAGCUGAUACGAGACGUCGUGCAGUGGAGCAACUCAAAGGCUAUAUGGGCCAGUUGCGCGCCCUCCCUCCACCAGCUGAGGGGAUUGUCGCAUCGGUCACGGGAGGACCGCUGUUGGACAACGGCCGCAUGGGAGAGACGUUUGGACCAUUCAGCUCCCAUGACGACUUCCACCGAUUCCUUCGCGCAGAAUUCUCUCUUGAGGACUUCAGCAUGUUCCAGGUGAAGAUGGACGACAUCAUGGUGGUUCACCGUAGACGAUACCUGACGAAAUUCACCCACGGCGAUUUUGCGCCUCGAAAUAUCCUCGUAACAGAAGACGGCACGGUGGUGGCUAUCGUGGAUUGGGAGACGGCUGGGUGGUAUCCAGAAUAUUGGGAGUUCACGAAAGCUCGU